Molecule: messenger RNA, 3674 nt
Organism: Amaranthus tricolor (Joseph's coat)
Lineage: Eukaryota; Viridiplantae; Streptophyta; Magnoliopsida; Caryophyllales; Amaranthaceae
Product: katanin p80 WD40 repeat-containing subunit B1 homolog KTN80.4-like
Exons: 18
Coding region: 448-2769 (773 amino acids)
Biological process (GO): microtubule depolymerization; microtubule severing
Cellular component (GO): katanin complex
Molecular function (GO): microtubule binding
Source: RefSeq, a predicted model, not a curated record
GUACCGACUCUCAUUUUCUCUCUCUUCUACCAUAUUCCCCCCCCCUCAAAGUUCAAACCAUCUCUUCAAUCUUCAUUGACCAUUAGUCCAAAUUACACUCUAAUCUUCCACAAAUUUCACCUGCAUUUUCCUUGCUCAAUCCUUUUCAUCAAGAACUAGAUCAAUUUCUCAACACUUACCUACAAUUCUGCAAAAUUUGUCAUUCUCUGCAUUAUUUCCAGUUAACUAUUGAUGUUAUAAUUUGAAUUUUUUGUCGAGUGAGCUGAAAGCAAUAAUAAUAUCAGCUUGUUCGAGUUUCUCAAACUUAUUUCGCUUGUUUGACGCUGAUGAGGAACAUACAUUGUUGAUUCUACUUAUUUGGAUAGAUCUUGAAGUGAAAUGAACAAAAAUUGUUCGAGAUUUUUCAUUUUGGCGUUGUAGAUUUUAGGGCUUUUUGGGUUAUAAUUCAUGGCGACUAAACGUGCUUAUAAGCUACAGGAGUUUGUAGCACAUACAUCGACGGUGAAUUGCUUGAAAAUUGGGAGGAAAUCGUCCAGGAUUUUAGUCACUGGAGGAGAGGAUCACCAAGUUAAUCUUUGGGCUAUUGGGAAACCUAAUGCAAUAUUGAGUUUGUCGGGUCACACAAGUGGAAUUGACUCAGUAAGCUUUGAUUCUUCAGAAGUUCUUGUUGCUGCUGGAGCAGCUAGUGGAACAAUCAAGCUUUGGGAUUUAGAAGAGGCAAAGAUUGUUCGAACACUUACGGGCCAUAGAUCCAACUGUAUAUCUGUGGACUUCCAUCCUUUUGGAGAGUUCUUUGCAUCUGGAUCUUUGGACACAAAUUUAAAGAUAUGGGAUAUUAGAAGGAAGGGUUGCAUUCACACUUAUAAAGGCCAUACUAGAGGUGUCAAUGCCCUUAGAUUCACGCCUGACGGGCGCUGGGUUGUAUCUGGCGGUGAGGACAACACUGUCAAGCUGUGGGACCUUACAGCCGGAAAACUAAUGCACGAUUUUAAGUCUCAUGAAGGACAGAUUCAGUGCAUAGAUUUCCAUCCACAUGAGUUUCUUUUGGCAACAGGUUCUUCUGAUAAAACGGUGAAAUUCUGGGACCUUGAGACUUUUGAGCUUAUUGGAUCAGCUGGACCUGAGACGUCUGGAGUACGCUGUGUAGCUUUUAAUCCUGAUGGGAGGACCCUGCUUUGUGGACUGCAAGAAAGCCUAAAGGUUCAGUCUUGGGAACCUAUUCGUUGCCAUGAUACAGUAGAUGUUGGAUGGUCUAAGUUGUCGGAUUUAAAUGUUCAUGAGGGAAAGCUUCUUGGCUGCUCCUAUAAUCAGAGCUGUGUUGGAGUUUGGGUAGUGGACAUAUCACGAAUAGAACCUUAUUCUGCUCGGGCGCGCUCCAAUGGGCGUUCCGAACUGAAGUCUAUUUCGAUUGGAAAUUUGCCAGCACAAAAUGAAAGCACUGCUAAGGUUGGCGCAGGCAGGCUAUCAACGUCGCAGAAUACAGAUUUGGUAGAAAAAGAGACAAAACCUCCGGGAAGGCUUCUAGUUCCAGUGAACUCUAAUCAAAUCAAUAAAGAAUCCAAUGUUUCAUCAGAUCAUAUUGGCAUACCUGGGACUCCUCAACGGAUCAAUCCAAGCAUUAGUCCGAGGAAUACCCUGUCGUCAAAUGCAGUAGUUCUAAAACGAAUUUCCUCAAAAUCCCAAUCAACAACAAUGGUUUCAACAAACUGUAAAGCUGAUGUUGCACCCAUAAUUGUCCCUAGAGAUGAUGUAAGACUAGAGCAAAUUGAAUCCAAGAGAGAAGCUUUUUCCAAAAGAAAUAAUUUUCAUCCUUCUCAGCUCAAGACAGCUGAUUUCAGACGGUUUGUAAACGCAAAUGAAAAAUCUGAUGGCUCAAUUAUCACUAUGCAACCUGAAAUGACAGGCAUAAUGGCACCAGAAAUGAGUGGAGUUGUAAAUAAGAGUUCAAUGAAGACUGAAUCUAAUUCCUCGUCGCAACCAGUUACCAGCUCCCCGCUUGACAAUUUUGAAAUUCGGGUGCCUAAAACAAGGAAAGAUGCUCGUUCCACAGAAAUUCAACGAGCUGGAAGAAGCCCUUCAUUGGUAGCAAACUGGGAGAAGAGAGAAAGAUCACCCCCUUCUGAAGGUCCUACUACAAGCAGUACUUCCAAUGCAAGCAAUGUUGUUCACUCACAGCCUAAUAUUAUGAAAUCCAAGUCUUGUGGAUAUUCAUUGUCUGCUGAAAAAGACACGACAUCAGUUACAGAUGAUGAUAUUAUUGCCCAGAUAAUUGGAAGACAUGAUCAAUUUCUUGGUUCUAUGCAUUCACGUUUGGGUAAAUUACAGGCUGUGCAUAGAUUUUGGGAUCACAAUGAUGUAAAAGGGGCAAUUGGGGCUAUGGAGAAGAUGGCUGAUCAUAGUGUCAUUGCCGAUGUAGUUAGCCUUUUGACUGAGAAAACAGACAUUGUCACAUUGGAGAUUUGUACGUGCCUCUUGCCGCUACUUGCAGCUCUUCUUGGUAGUGACAUGGAUAGGCAUAUAGGUAUUUCACUUGAUAUGCUGGUAAAGCUGGUGAGAGUAUUUGGUUCAGUCAUCUAUUCAGCUGUAUCAACAGUGUCAUCUUCAGUGGGUGUAGAUAUUGAGGCAGAGCAAAGGCUGGAGCGCUGCAACCUUUGCUACAUUGAACUAGAGAGGGUUAAGCUAUGCCUACCAGCACUCAUGAGAAGAGGGGGCUCAGUAGCAAAGGCUGCACAGGAGCUGAAUUUAGCGCUAAGUGCUUCUUGUGAAUGAUGACAGAGGUUGAGUUUCAUUAUGGAGGAGAUCCAACCUUAUCUGACUGUAUUUAAUUAAUUGAUGAACUUGCUGCACCUGAUCGGUACUCCAAGUCAAAAAGCACAAAUAUGCAGUGCGGUGAGGCUGCGUGUGCUGUGCUUUGUGUAUUAAGGCCCAUGCGCCCAUGCUAACUGAAAGCAAUAACCUAUGUUGUUAAUACUUCAUGGCAAGUGAAGACAGAAAGCCAAAUUAGUGAGAACACCUGCUUGUCUAGCUUUAACUUUCAAGAGUCUCAGUGUAACCACUGCUCCAUUAAUCCUUGUGGAGCAAACCUAUGGGUAUUUAGCCAUCUCUAACCGGAAUUGUAUGCCACAUACUGUAAACGGUGCUUUCAUGAGUGAAGAGAUGUGGUAAUCUUUUCCCAUUUGUGUACCAAGAAGGAUGUUGUUUCACUCAGAAAUGAUAAUUUUCAAUAUGCUUGAAUGUCUCAGUUUUGUCAUGCAAACCUGGAAUAUCGUACUACCACCCGAGUUUGAUGUAUUAGUUGGGGGUUUCUUGACUGCGCGCAUCUCUCCUUACUCAUUUCUUGGGGGAACGGGUAUAAUUUGUCCGCAUCUUUCAGGAAAAAGAAAAAUCCUUCAUCCGGACCCUGCCUUGUGCAGGAUACUGAGAGUGUCUUUUACCUUUACAUGAGUUUGAUGUAGUAGUAGUUGAUAGCUCUUUCAUAUUUUCUAUUGUUCUGAAGAAUCUUUUUCAAUGUGUCCUAGGAAAUGUAGGAACAGCAGAAAAAAAAAAAUUAUUACUCAAAUUACUUUGGCAGUCUGUUUUCUAGAACACUCCAUUCAUAGCAUGGGAGCGAGCAAGUGUGCCUUGUUUAUAUAUAAUUGUAUGGCUAGAAACGGAGAAAACCUUGCACAAUAUCG